Messenger RNA from Mucor velutinosus, 1677 nucleotides. RefSeq lists its product as uncharacterized. The transcript is spliced from 4 exons. The coding region runs from base 1 to 1677 and encodes 558 amino acids. Gene Ontology annotation, molecular function: copper ion binding; DNA-binding transcription factor activity, RNA polymerase II-specific; RNA polymerase II cis-regulatory region sequence-specific DNA binding. Gene Ontology annotation, cellular component: nucleus. Gene Ontology annotation, biological process: intracellular copper ion homeostasis; positive regulation of transcription by RNA polymerase II; intracellular iron ion homeostasis. The record is from RefSeq and is a predicted model, not a curated record. NCBI's taxonomy places the organism in Eukaryota, Fungi, Mucoromycota, Mucoromycetes, Mucorales, Mucoraceae.
AUGUAUAUUAACGGUUUAAAAUAUGCUUGCUCAACUUGCAUCAAGGGCCAUCGCUCCUCUCAUUGUAGUCAUGUUGACCGUCCCUUAUUCGAGAUUCGCAAGAAGGGUCGUCCUGUCACUCAAUAUAAAAAAGGAAUCGAUGCUACCAACAAUAACCCAUUAUUGAUUUAUCGCAAUAGCUCAUCGUCCUCUCCUAAAUCACUGAAUACUACUACUACAUCUUCCCCUGUGGCUAAUGAUAUCAUGACUAUGGAUAUAUGCCAAGACAAAAAGCCAAAUGUCGCCGCCGCUAAUUCUGAUCAAUGUACAUGUCCCUCGACAAAUGCUGCUAUGGCUGUUGCUGCUACAUCUACUACAUCUGCUGCUCCUCCACCUUCCAAUGCCGCUACUAGUGCAACAUUUAGCAACAAUGCCCCCAUGAUCAAGUCAUCAUCAACAUCAUCAUCGUCAAAUUUAGGGUUCAAUCAAUAUCAACAACAGCCCUCCAAUUCACAAGAAGGGACGCAUUCUUUGUCAGCGCCACUCUGUCCUACGGCUCCUCUGGUCAAGGAUGAAGAAAACCUGUCCUACUCUUGGGCGCUGAUCACCUCCCCACUACCCAAUCAAAUGGACAUGUCUGCUGCCUCCUCUGGUUUGACAAAUGCUGCUUCCCUCAUCUCCCAUGCUACUACUACUACGGCUGCAAUGGAAUCAAAUCAGCUAUUCAGCGAUAUGAUGAUGGAUACCGGAGAUGAUCAAGAUACCAACAAUAACACUAAUAACAUGCAUCUCGGUUUUAUCUUUCAUAAGCCUACAUCUCAAAGAUUUCUGGAUGGUCAACCAAGAGUGAGGAGACGCCGCUCCAACAAGCAACAGCAGAAGCCUGCUAGUACAUCAGCAACCCCCACUUCAGCCAAUCGUCUGCCUGUCAAUGCUUUGAUUGAUUCUUCCAAUCUCACCAUCAACACAAUCACAGACUACAGCCUGUCAACGCCUCCUUCGUCUACAGUGUCUCCUCACCCACCUUCCUCCUCUUCAAAUUCGUCGUUGGCUGCUGCUUGCGAGCCAAUGGAUACACAUUUUGACUACCUUACUGAACAGCUUGAGAUUCUGUCCAACAGUAGCAACAGCGCCAACAACAACCAUGGCCAAUUCAUGGGCGAUCUGGCUAAUGCCGAAGAAUUGACAGCUAUUCUAAACAAUGUGUUGAAAGAAGAUGAAUUGGAAUCAGUGUCUACGACCAGCCAUCGUUCAAGCGUAUCAACGACUGCCACAGCUCCUGCUAUCAGCUCUCAAGCCAACCCUCAUGCUAUGCCUACCACGAUGCGCUCUCAAUGUGGAAGUUUUGCGCCUCGCUCAACCUGUUGCAAGCCCUCCAGUGCCAGCAGUGGUGAAUCAGUUGUGAUUACAAUUACGCCCUUGUCCACUAACAAUAACACUGCAGAUAAACAACAACAAGCAGACUAUCCUACAACCACACGUAUUGUCACUUGUUAUUGUGGGAGCCAAUGUACUUGUCCUGGCUGCCUGGUGCAUCCUGGUAACUUCUUCUUGGGCAGUGAUCCUUAUGCCGGCCCUUUGAUCCCUUCAUCAAACUCAUCAUCAUGUUAUGGCUCAGAUGAAGAAGACUUGUCAGCCACCAUUACUGCUUCUACAUUUAAUAACAACAAUAGUAACUAUAAUAUGCCAUUUUCCUGA